Messenger RNA from Cucumis sativus (cucumber), 1298 nucleotides. Its product is annotated as probable polygalacturonase At3g15720. The transcript has 7 exons. NCBI's taxonomy places the organism in Eukaryota, Viridiplantae, Streptophyta, Magnoliopsida, Cucurbitales, Cucurbitaceae. Gene Ontology annotation, molecular function: polygalacturonase activity. The record is from RefSeq and is a predicted model, not a curated record. Gene Ontology annotation, biological process: carbohydrate metabolic process. The coding region runs from base 270 to 1298 and encodes 342 amino acids.
GUGAUAUUUGCAUUAAGAAAACAUCAUCAUCCAGAAAGCAAUGCAGAUCCUAAUAAUAAUGAUCCUGUUAUUACGAACUUUAAGGCCAUUGAUGUGAUUCAGUAUGGGGCAGCUGGAGAUGGAAAGACAGAUGACUCACGAGUAAAUAUUCACACCUUCAGACUUUUGAGUUAUGUAUUUAAUGCUCUAUUGUUUCUGAUAGUUUUCAUCAUUCAAAGGCAUUUCUAAAGGCUUGGAAAGCUGUUUGUGAGGCUAAUACUCCCUCAGCUAUGCUAGUACCAUCUACCAAGACAUUUUUGCUGAACCCAGUGCAGUUUCAAGGCCCAUGCAUGUCCUCCAGCGUCGGUGUUCAAAUCCUUGGGAAAAUAGUGGCUCCAAGUGACCUUGAUGCUUGGAAAGUCUUUGAUGCGAAAAAUUGGUUGCUGUUCUCUAAUGUGAGCAGACUUGUCAUACAAGGGAAUGGUGAAAUUGAUGGGCAAGGAGCUGCUUGGUGGGACCGGGAUUCAGAUGGAAAACCCACGGCAUUGGCAAUUUAUGACUGUGACGGCCUUCACCUUUCUGGAUUAACACACAGUAACAGUCCACAGAGCCACAUGCACAUAGUUCGCUGCAAUCAUGCUUCUAUUUCUAAACUGAACAUAGUGGCACCUGAGAAUAGUCCCAACACUGAUGGUAUUGAUGUGGCCCAUUCGUCUCAUGUUAAGAUUCACAAUUGCAAUAUUGGAACAGGUGAUGAUUGCAUCGCUAUUAGUGAAGGCACUUCCAAUAUUCACAUAGCAAACAUCCAGUGUGGACCUGGUCAUGGAAUAAGUAUUGGUAGCUUGGGAAAAGAUGGGACGUCAUCCUCUGUAGAAGAUGUGAGAGUUCAAAAUUGUCACCUGAAAGGGACCAUGUACGGAGCAAGGAUCAAAACUUGGCAGGGAGGAGCUGGAUAUGCAAGGAAGAUAUCAUUUCAAGGAAUUACACUGGAUCAAGUUCACAAACCAAUCCUGAUCGACCAGUAUUACUGUAAUGGAAAAACAGACUGCAAAAACCAGGUAAAAACAGGAAAAUUUAACUUGUACAAGACAUCAGCUGUAGAAGUGAGUGAUGUUUUGUACCAAGGAUUGCACGGAACGUCUGCAACAGAGGUGGCAGUGGAAUUAAGUUGCAGUGAAACUGUAGGCUGCAGGAACAUUGUAUUAGAAGAUAUCGAUAUAAGAUAUGCAGAUUCUGAUAAGAUAGCUCAGUCGUCGUGUGACGAUGCUCAUGGAACAUCAACAAAUACAUUUCCUGCCGUAGAUUGCUUGAAACCAUAG